AUGGCAAAGGUCGUUCCCAUCCCCGCUGUAGUGUCGCGACUGGAAUACACGCCCAAGGACGAGCACAUGCGACAGAAAGCCGCUAGCGCGUUUCUCGACCUAGACGACCCUGGCGGAAGCGGAAAGAGCGCAGGAAGCGCGGGAGGCGCGGAAAACGCGGGAAGCGGAGAAUACGCGGGAGGAGAGGAAUACGCGGAGGGUUCGAGGGUUCCCCUGACGAAGCGGGAGCUAUGGGGGUGGUACUCGUACAACGUUGCCGCGAACUCGUUCAGCGCCGUCGCUAUGCCGAUCUUCAUCCCGCUGCUGCUGCUCCUCCUCGCCGACGCGCAAGCCUGGAACGACUCGGGCGCCGCCAAGCCACCGCAGUGCACCGAUCUGAUCACCGCGGACUGCCUGCAGUGCGUGCCGGGGAAGGGAAACCAGCUGGUGACGUCAGCGGGGGGGUACAGCGAGCUGGAGCAGCCGCGCGUGCGGCUCGGCGCGCUUAGCAUCAACCCCGUGUCGUACGCGACGAUCGUGAUCGGCGUCGCCGUGUGCUGCCAGAUCGUCGCACUCGUGUCGCUCGGCCCGUUCACGGACUAUGGCCGCGGCAGGAAGCAGAUGCUCAAGGCGGGCACAUGGAUGGGGGCAGCGGCAUGCACAGCACUCCUCUUCAUGCUCACGCCCUCUCUCUGGCUGCUCGCCGGGGUGCUCGUCAUCAUCGCCAGCAUCGGAUACGGCCUCGCCACCGUCAGCUACAACGGCUACCUGCCCCUCCUCGUGCACGCCUCGCCCGAAGUCCUCGCAGCCGAGGCCAAGGCCGACCCAGAAGCAGUCGCAGCCGCACGGGAAGACGUGGAGAAUCGGUAUUCCCUCAUCGGGCUUGCGGCAGGCUGCCUGGGUGAUAUUCCCAUCACGCUGAUAGCCUUUGCGCUCACGCUUGUUUCCUCGGACGAGUCGGUUCAGAUGCGCGUUGCCACCGCGUUUUGCGGGCUCUGCUGGAUCCUCUUCGCGCUCCCCACUUUUCACUUCCUCCGUGCCCGACCGGGACCCCCGCUCCCACUCCCCGCUCCAUCCUCUGUGGGGAAUCACGAGGCAGAGGGGGCGCGGGAAGGCACGGACAGGGGCUGCUGGUCCGGCUGUAGCGGUGCCGGCUGCUACAGCUCGGGCGAGACCUGCCGGGGUUGCAGCUACAGCUGGGGGUCCAGCUAUAGCCGGGUGCGGUUCUUUCUUAGCGUUGUCGGGGCGAGCUGGAAAGGCAUGGGAGACACAUUAGCAGACGCGUACCGGCACCACCGGAACGCGCUCGUGUUCAUCGCAUGCUACUUUGUGUACGCUGAUGGGUUUUCCACUAUCAUCCAAGUGGGGGUUAUAUUUGGGCAGCAGGAUCUCUGCGUGCCGCCCGCAACACUCGCCAUCCUCGCCACCUCGGUUUCGUUCUGGGCGGCAGCCGGGAUGCCGGUUCUCUACCUCAUUCAAAGACGAACCAAGUGGAGCAACAAGACAAUGGCGAUGAUUGCUCUGGGCGGCAUGCUACCCCUGCCGCUGUGGGGCCUUAUCGGCUACUUCACAGACAGCUUCGGGUUGAAGCACACAUGGGAGUUAUUCGCAUACGUGGGGUGGUUCGGCCUGUGUCUGGGCCCACUACUGUCCUACUCACGUACGCUGUACGUGGACCUGAUGCCGACUGGCAAGGAGGGGGCGUUCUUUGCCAUCUACACCAUCAGUGACAAAGGCAGCUCAUCCUUUGGCCCAUUCGUCGUCGCCAUCAUCGCCCAGGUUUCUGGCACGAUCCGGCCCACCUUUGUGUACAUAUUCCUGGUCAUGUUCAUACCCCUUAUAGUCAUCAUCGUUUGCCUCGACCACAAGCAAGGUAUGGAAGACGCCGGGCGCAACAAGUUCACAACAAAGAAGACAUUGGAGGAUGGGAAGGAUGUUCCUAGUGCAUGUGGGGAGGGAUUGGAGAUUCACUCCUCUGCUGAUGCCCGAUCCAACGCCGCCCUGGCAAGGGCAAGGGGGGCAAGGGCGCGGGUGGAGCUGGCGGGGGCGGUGGGGGUGGCGGUGGAGGCGGCGGAGGAAGUGGGGGUGGCGGUGGGAGUGGUGGCGGGAGUAGUGGUGGUGGCGGCGGCAGCGGCGGCGGAGGCGGUGGCGGCGGAGGCGGUGGGAGCGGAGGCGGUGGUGGUGGCGGAGGUGGAGGAGGUGGUGGCGGGGGAGGUGGAGCUGGUCGGGGUAGUGCCCCGCAGCGGAGCGGCUCUGGUGGUGGUCCGCGGCAGCAGCAGCAGCAGCAGCAGCGUGCUCGGGACAUCCCCCCGCCUCAGCAGCUCCGUGAGUGCGGCCCCCUCGGGCGCCCUGUCAGGCCUGUAG
This is a messenger RNA of Closterium sp. NIES-65, 2343 nucleotides long. Lineage: Eukaryota; Viridiplantae; Streptophyta; Zygnematophyceae; Desmidiales; Closteriaceae. The record is from the annotation of a GenBank genome assembly.